UUUUCGGGCCCCUCAGGGUCUGGGGACCCUGAUCGGUCCACACUGGUAAUUCAGCCACAGUGGGUGGGCUCUCUGUCAGCUGCAGGUGCCUCCUCUCCACAUUCAAGGUGAACAUGUCAGAGUCAAGAGGUCUCAUUUUCAUUUCUGGAGCAGGUCAUGCCCCGCUGGGCUCUGGGAUGUCAACAAAAAUCAUUCAUUUCAUGGUGAACGGGAGGCUGGAGCAGGCCGAGUUUGGAGCCGACUGCUCUGCUGCAGACGUCAAAGAUCUGUUCCGGGCAGCAGCCGAGGCCGGGCCUCACCACAUCCUGAAGAUGUACAAGACAAACGGCAGCGUGGUGAACAUCUCCCCCCGGCUGGAGGCCAACAGCGAGGAUUCGUACUACAGACUGGAGGUGGUGGCGUCAGAUCUGCAGAGUGUGGCGAUGCCUCCAGAGCUGGACAACAUGGAGUACAGGCUGCGUCAUCUGGAGAGUAAAGUCAUCGAAGACGUGGGAAAGACUUCAGACAUCAUCUGUGAGCUGAAGAGCCAUGUGGAGUCUUUCAAGAGGAAGCUGGAGAGUGUGGAGCACCUGAGCUGGAUGGGUCUGUUCAAAGACGACGGCGACCAGCAGCUCUCCAAGUCCCAGAAACCCAAAACGCCUCAGCUGAGCGUGCAGGAGGAGCGGGAACAAGUCCGCAGGAAGUUCCUCAACAUGAGCUCGCUGCAGGUGACGGAGGAAGUGAGAGAGCUUCUGAAAACUCCACUUUUUGACAACUGGCAGUGGGAGGAGGCGGAGAUGCUGGUGCUCCUCCAGGUGAUGUACACCGACCUGGACUUCCUGACGGCGUUCCACAUCGAGCUGGAGGUCCUGCAGAACUUCCUGUUUGAGGUCUACUGCCACUACAACAGCAUCCCCUUCCACAACUUCCAGCACUGCUUCUGCGUCACACAGAUGAUGUACGGGCUGAUCUGGCUGACAGACCUCAGGAACAAACUCGGAAGAAUCGACCUGCUGAUCAUGUUGACCUCGGCUCUGUGCCACGACCUCGACCACCCCGGCUACAACAACGUCUACCAGAUCAACGCGAGGACUGACUUGGCUCUUCGCUACAACGACAUCUCUCCGCUGGAAAACCACCACUGUGCCGUCGCCUUCGGGAUCCUGUCCAAGCCGGAGUGCAACAUCCUAAAAAACCUGACCAGCGAGCAGUACAAACACAUCCGAGGAGGAAUGAUCAAAUGUAUUCUGGCCACCGACAUGGCGAGACACAACGAAAUCCUCAACAAGUUUAAAGUCAUGCAGCCGGUGUUCGACUUCACCAACAAGGAGCACAAGGAAGUGCUGAUGAAGAUCAUGGUGAAGGUGAGCGACAUCUCCAACGAGGCGAGGCCGAUGGCGGUGGCCGAGCCCUGGCUGGACUGUCUGCUGCAGGAGUUCUUCAACCAGAGCGACACAGAGAAACUCAAAGGGCUUCCUGUGACUCCGUUCAUGGACAGAGACAAAGUGUCCAAACCGUCGUCUCAGACAAACUUCAUCCGGUUCGUUCUGCUGCCGCUCUUCACCGAGCUCACCAAGCUCUUCCCCUGUCUGGAGCAACAUAUCCUGGAGCCGGUGCGCAGAGCCCUGGAGUAUUAUUCUGACAUGGAGAGAGCCAGCAAAGGUGAGGGGGGGAGCACUAAACCAUGAGGAGGAGGAGGAGGAGGAGACCCAGAGAUGUUCAGUCAGUUUAAACAUGAAUUUAUCCCUGACACUGUCAUUUGUAGAGAACUGCAUGCAAAUUAGAAUAAAGACAAAUACAGUGUUUUUCUUUUUAGAUUAUUUCAGAGAAGUUUGGCUGCAACUGAAACAGUGGUAGAUAUUUAAAUAGAGAUUUGUUUCACAGCAUUAAUGUGAGUUGAUCUUACUUCCAUGUUAGUUUAUUUCCAUCUAAUUAGUUUGUUUAGUCUUGUGUUCCACUGUUUCAAUAGUUAAUAGUUUAAAUAUCUAUUUUAAGAAGCUUUAAGAUCGAUCUUAGCUCUGUGUUUUAGUUCAUACACUGUAGAACCUGCUGUUAUUUCCUGUUUGAUGAUUAAUAAAGAUCUGUUUUCUGCUUGGU
This is a messenger RNA of Lates calcarifer (barramundi perch), 2076 nucleotides long. Its product is annotated as high affinity cGMP-specific 3',5'-cyclic phosphodiesterase 9A. Gene Ontology annotation, biological process: cGMP catabolic process. Gene Ontology annotation, molecular function: 3',5'-cyclic-GMP phosphodiesterase activity. The record is from RefSeq and is a predicted model, not a curated record. NCBI's taxonomy places the organism in Eukaryota, Metazoa, Chordata, Actinopteri, Centropomidae. Bases 114 to 1667 code for a protein of 517 amino acids. The transcript has 14 exons.